This is a messenger RNA of Hemicordylus capensis (graceful crag lizard), 966 nucleotides long. RefSeq names its product olfactory receptor 11G2-like. The transcript has a single exon. Gene Ontology annotation, cellular component: membrane. Lineage: Eukaryota; Metazoa; Chordata; Lepidosauria; Squamata; Cordylidae. The record is from RefSeq and is a predicted model, not a curated record. Gene Ontology annotation, biological process: G protein-coupled receptor signaling pathway. Gene Ontology annotation, molecular function: G protein-coupled receptor activity; olfactory receptor activity. The coding region runs from base 1 to 966 and encodes 321 amino acids.
AUGGAGUUGGCCAAUGGGACUGGCGUCCACCAGUUCAUUUUGCUGGGAUUUCAGAUUGGGCAGCAGAAGCGGUUCCUGCUCCUUAUUUUUUUUGCUAUCCUCUACAUCCUCACUUUGGCUGAGAACAUCACCAUUAUUGCACUCGUGCAUCUAGAUGUCCAUUUGGCCCGGUUGCCCAUGUACAUCCUGCUGAGCAACUUUUCCUGGCUAGAGAUGUGCUAUGUGUCCGCAACUGUGCCCCGGAUGCUCUUUGAUCUUGCAUUUCCUCAAGGGAUCAUUUCCUUCCAUUCCUGUUUCAUCCAGUUCUAUAUCUUCUUCUCGCUCGGCGACACUGAAUGCUUCUUCCUCUCAGCCAUGGCCUUGGAUCGGUACCUGGCCAUCUGCCACCCACUGCGCUACCCACAGCUGAUGUCCCAACGUUCCUGCUACACCCUGGUGGUUACUUGUUGGGCCCUUGGCUUCCUCUGGCAUGUUGUUCCAGUGGUUUUGAUCUCCAGUUUAUCCUUUUGUGGCUCCAACAUUAUUGACCACUUUUUGUGUGAUCCUGGGCCAAUUCUGUCCCUGGCUUGUUCUCCACUAGAAGACAACACUCCUGUUGCCUACCAGUUUUCCAUGGAUUCCCUGGUUAUAUUAGGCAACCUAUUCUUUGUUGUGCUCUCCUAUGGCAUUGUGAUUCUCACCCUGAUGAAAACCUCUAGUCAAACCAAUCGUAGGAAGGCUUUCUCCACCAUAUCUUUCCAUCUUAUGGUGGUGACACUUUUCUAUGGCUCGGUAGCAGGAAUGUAUGUAGCUCCAGGGGAUGAAGGUCAAUCACACAUUAUUAAAGUAGUAACACUCUUCUACACAGCCAUCACACCCUUUCUCAACCCACUAAUCUACUGUCUGAGGAACGAGCAAGUGAAGGAGGCUGUGGGUAGGUUACAUAAGAGAAACCUGACAUGGCUGAAGAGAAAGGAGACUUCCUAG